Molecule: messenger RNA, 726 nt
Organism: Actinia tenebrosa (Australian red waratah sea anemone)
Lineage: Eukaryota; Metazoa; Cnidaria; Anthozoa; Actiniaria; Actiniidae
Source: RefSeq, a predicted model, not a curated record
UCAUCACUCUUACGUAACACAACUCAAAACUCAUUCAACAUGGCAACAGGGUCUACAAUCUUCGUCAGCAUUUUCUCGGUUCUUCUUGCUGUCUCUUCGACUCUCUGCCAAAGCAACAUCCCUAAGAAUCCCUUGGGAUAUGUAUUCAAUGGUGGAAAACCAACAGCUCCGAUUCAUCUAGAGAUCUUUGCAGACCUGACCUGCCCAGACUGCCAACAAGCCUGGCCUGUGGUCAAACAAGUAGCUGAAUACUAUGGACCUGAAAAACUUCGAAUGGUCUUUCAAACAUUCCCUCUUGCRUUUCACACUAAUGCUUUCAUUGCUGCACAGAGUGUACCAGUUGCUGAACGUUUUAAUUCCAGUCUUGUCUUUACAUGGAUUGACGURCUGUUCAAGAACCAGAACCUAUUGUACAACUUCCAGACAUUGGACAAAAACAGAUUUGAUAUUAAUAAUAUCAUCGCUUCACUAGCCCCUAAAGCAGGCAUAAGUCAGUCAGCUAUGAAAGCAGGAUUAUCAGAAGCCAGUCCAGAACGACAAGCAAUAAUCUCUUGGAAGCAUGGAUGCUCUAAAACCGUGUCAGGUACUCCAACGUUCUUUAUCAACGAUGUUCUGGUUUCUGAAGCAUCUUCAACGUGGACUAUCGACCAGUGGAAAAAACUGAUCGAUUCUAUUUUAGAACAGUAAGUUACUGAAAACAAAAUAAAGGUGAAGAAGAAAGGAGAA